Molecule: messenger RNA, 8155 nt
Organism: Cyanistes caeruleus (blue tit)
Lineage: Eukaryota; Metazoa; Chordata; Aves; Passeriformes; Paridae
Source: RefSeq, a predicted model, not a curated record
AGCUCUUGGUGUCUUCGGGCUCACUGAAAGCGCUGCUUGAAUGGACUGAACUUGACUUUAGCUUCCUGACCUUCAAUGCCUGUGUUACCAGAACAGAGGGAUUUCUCUGACACACCAAGUCCAAAUAGUUUUAAUUAUUAACCCUAGAAUAGGUGUUGUUUCUGUUCUGAAGCAAUUAAGUGCCCGUGAUAAGAGCACAACUUUCACCAUUUUAAAGUAUGGAAUUAACCUUAAUCCAAACAGCCCUUGUAACAGUGGAGGUUGAUCAUGCAAAGGUGUGUUCUGGUCAUGCAUGCAAAGGUACUUCACUGCUCAGGGCCUAAGCUUUCAGGGUUGGGUUUUUUGGACUGGUUGGUUGGCUGUAGGACCGUCAGUAGUUUCAGGUAGAUCUACAAGAUAUUGCCAGCACUAGUGUUUUAAAAUGCCAGCUAUGUGUAUGUGUUUAGAUGUCAUGAUCCUGCACGUACUUGACCUGGCUUGGCUAGGCUGUGGGUCUCUAAGCUGGAUCACGCUUGCAGGUGUUCUGCAUGCUGGGGUAACCCAAGUUCCUGCUGCCGGCUAUAUGAUGAGCCAUGUUCCUGUCUGCCAGCCUGGCACUAGGGAGACUGCACCUGCAUCUGCACCUUUUGUUUAAAAACUGAAAUGAAACAAAAUCCUGAUAUGCAAACCCAUUCUUUGGUUGGUUAAUGCCACACUGAGUACAAACUUCAUACAAGACCUAAUCACACCUUUCCUCUUAAACGUCUGGGACCUCAGAAGCAGGGCAUGAAGAAUCUCUUUAUUUUGUGAGCACCCUUGUCUGAGCAACACCAGAAUGAUCUGCUGGGGAACCAGAAAACAAUUUACUAUCUCGUUUUUUAUCACUAAUACAGGGCAGCUCUAGAGAGCUGAAUCAGUCCCAAGCCAUCAGAGGCAAGGUCUGUGGCUCCAUUUAGGGUUGUGUGUCAGCAGAUUCAGAUUGCUAAAUGGAUAAUUACGGUAACCUUUGGUAUGAGUGUGCAGCAGAUCACAGCUGCCCUUCUUGGAAGUGCAGCAGGAAAGUCUUUAGCUGGAGCAGCUGGCAUGUACUUCCUCCUGUAACUGUGACAGGACUACCAAGCCUGAAUAUUGUGACUCAAAGCAGAAUCAUCUAGAGCAUGUGCAUGUGCCAGAGCUGCAUUAGUGCUCUUGUCUCCCUUGGACGACACAGCAGCAUUAACUCAACACUGAUUUUUCUUGCUGUGAUUAGUGUGAGGUGAGGCCCAUAGCACUCUCAGCUACUGGGAACUGGGUGAAAUGUAUGUCUUCCAUGAGCAGUUAGCUCAGCAGUCAAUGGGUGCAGAACCAUCAGCAUGCUGUGGUUGAUGUGAAAAGUGUGGGCUGUGUGUUGUGCAGGAACCUGUAAGGGUUCCAUAAUGGCAAUUUCCACCCUCCUGGCAUAUGAGCAUAUGCCAGUUCAACACUAGGACUGACUCUGGUGUGGUGGCCAAACCGGACUGCCACUGUCCUUAGAUAGCAGAAUGGAACUCCACUUGCCUGUGUCCAUUUAAGGGAUGUCCAUUUGAUGCCUCAGUUAUGCCUGUAGCUCUGUUUCAUCAAGAGUCUAGUUGCUUUGUAGAAGUCUAUGGUAAGUGAUCUGCUUUUAAGAAAAACUAGAAAAAGGUUCUGGUUAACCCUGUCCCCACACCUGAAAUCAUGAGGCAUGCCUUAUUAACACCAUGGGCGUUCACUGUACUAUCAGUGGCUGUCAGCUUCAGUGAAGCUCUGAGUUUUUCCCUGAUGUGAGUAUGGUGUGUCACAGAGCUAUAGAGCAAGGAAAAGGUUUUUUCUCUGGAAUAGGAGUAGGAAUAUAGAGAGGUUGUUGCUUUCUGAGUUCUCAGGGCAAAGGUUUUCCUGCUGCUUGAUCUGGUUUUUUUUUUCCAGGAGGGAGGGGAGAGUGAGGGAUUGGAGAAAAUAACCCUCCUCCUCCUUUUGCAUGGUUUGCUUCCCUUCAUUAAAUCAUCAGCCAUCAAGCUGACAGUGUACCUGCUAAGGGCUCAUUCUGUACUGAUGUGCUGAGGCAGUAGGAGAAAGGCAUGAAAAUGGUUCCUGAGUAUUUUGGGAAUCCUACUCUUGUCCUCCUCUGGAGAUAGCAGAGCUAUGUGGAGUGCACAGUAAAUGCCUCUAUAGCCUGGUCUGCCAGCACUGUUCCUCCCACUGGCAGCGAGCACUGAUGGCCUUCUUGAGCUGAAAGGAUGAAAAUUGGAAAUUGGAAAAUCACUGUCACUGACCUGAGCUUUAUCCUGACUUCUGGAGUCCCAGUUGAUGUCGUUGGGCAAAUGAGUCUUCAAGAGUGUCCCCUGUCCUUGUCCAUGAUUUAGGCAGCGGCUGGACAUGCAUCACUGUAAGGGUUACAUGAUUUCAGUGCCCGUGGUGACACUGUUCCAGUGCAAGGGGAUUAAUUGCAAAAUGGAACUGCUUACAUAAAAUGAUCCAGAACUUCAGAUCCCCUCCCACCCUGAGAGUGUCUUCCUAUUCCCUCUUUUUGUGCUGGGCAGCACUGUCCCUGGGCUCCCUCAUGCCGGAUCAGUCCCUGCCCUUCCCACCAUCACUUGCUUCCAUCAUGCAGCUGGCCUUGGGAUCACCCUGACCCAGCGUGAGCACACGUCUGACCUUUUGCACACUGUAAUUCCAGAGCGGGAUGGUUGGCCACCGAAGCUGCAAUGUCGUCCCUGACGACCUCCAGUGAGGGAGAAAACUCCACUCCCAGGUUUGUUGUUGGCUCCAGAGAUGAUGAGACAGAAUUUCUGGGAUCAAACAUGAAGACAGACGAAACCGAUUUUUUUGAAGACGAUGAAGAGGAGGAGUCGCCACCAGAACGGCAGAUCGUGGUAGGAAUCUGUGCCAUGACCAAAAAGUCCAAGUCAAAGCCCAUGACACAGAUUCUGGAGCGUCUGUGCAAGUUCGAGUACAUCACAGUGGUGAUCAUGGGGGAAGAUGUUAUUCUGAAUGAACCGGUGGAGAACUGGCCUUCUUGUGACUGCCUGAUAUCCUUCCACUCCAAAGGAUUCCCCCUGGAUAAGGCAGUUGCUUAUGCCAAGCUGUGCAAGCCAUUUCUGAUCAACGACCUUGAUAUGCAGUAUUACAUCCAGGACAGGCGUGAAGUGUAUCGGAUCCUUCAAGAAGAGGGAAUAGACCUGCCCCGCUAUGCUGUGCUUAAUCGAGAUCCUGACAGACCAGAAGAGUGCAACUUGGUGGAAGGAGAGGACCAUGUGGAGGUGAACGGAGCCGUUUUCCCCAAGCCGUUUGUGGAGAAGCCAGUCAGUGCUGAGGACCACAAUGUGUACAUUUACUACCCGACAUCAGCAGGUGGGGGCAGCCAGCGGCUCUUCCGUAAGAUUGGCAGCCGGAGCAGUGUGUACUCCCCAGAGAGCAGCGUAAGGAAGACAGGCUCCUACAUUUAUGAGGAGUUCAUGCCUACAGAUGGCACUGAUGUGAAGGUGUACACCGUUGGGCCAGACUAUGCCCACGCAGAAGCUCGCAAAUCCCCUGCUUUGGAUGGGAAAGUGGAACGGGACAGUGAAGGGAAGGAAAUUCGUUACCCGGUCAUGCUGACUGCCAUGGAGAAACUUGUUGCCCGUAAAGUCUGUGUAGCCUUUAAGCAAACUGUGUGUGGGUUCGACCUCCUGCGGGCCAAUGGCCACUCAUUUGUUUGUGAUGUGAACGGCUUCAGCUUUGUGAAGAACUCCAUGAAGUAUUAUGAUGACUGUGCCAAAAUCCUUGGAAAUAUAAUCAUGAGGGAGUUGGCUCCCCAGUUUCAGAUCCCCUGGUCCAUCCCAACAGAGGCAGAAGACAUCCCCAUUGUCCCCACAACUUCAGGCACCAUGAUGGAGCUUCGCUGUGUUAUUGCAGUCAUCCGUCAUGGAGAUCGCACCCCUAAGCAGAAGAUGAAGAUGGAGGUGAAACAUCCCCGGUUCUUUGAAUUAUUUGAGAAAUAUGAUGGUUACAAGACAGGGAAGUUGAAGCUGAAGAAACCAGAGCAGCUACAGGAAGUGCUGGACAUUGCACGGCAGCUUGUGGUGGAGCUGGGAACACACGGUGAUUGUGAAAUUGAGGAGAGGAAAUCCAAACUGGAACAGUUGAAGAGCGUCUUGGAGAUGUAUGGACAUUUUUCUGGCAUUAACCGUAAGGUUCAGUUGACCUAUCUGCCUCAUGGACAUCCAAAAGCUGCGAGUGAAGAUGAAGAAGCUCGACGAGAGUCCUCCCCCUCCCUUCUGCUGGUGCUUAAGUGGGGUGGAGAGCUGACCCCGGCAGGAAGAGUCCAGGCUGAGGAGCUGGGGCGGGCGUUUCGCUGCAUGUACCCGGGAGGCCAAGGUGAUUAUGCUGGUUUUCCUGGCUGUGGCUUGCUCAGGCUGCACAGCACUUAUCGCCAUGAUCUCAAGAUCUAUGCCUCAGACGAGGGCAGAGUUCAGAUGACAGCAGCAGCUUUUGCAAAGGGUCUGCUGGCCCUGGAAGGAGAGCUGACCCCCAUCCUGGUGCAGAUGGUGAAAAGUGCCAACAUGAAUGGUCUGCUGGACAGUGACAGUGAUUCCCUUAGCAGCUGUCAACACAGAGUGAAGGCACGACUGCACGAAAUCAUGCAGAAGGAUGCCGAGUUCUGUGAAGAAGAUUAUGAAAAGCUAGCACCUACAGGCAGUGCUUCGCUGCUCAAUUCCAUGACCUUUAUCCAGAACCCAGUUGAGGUCUGUAACCAGGUGUUCACCCUGAUUGAGAAUCUCACCUCCCAGAUACGAAAACGUCUGGAAGACCCAAAAUCUGCAGACCUGCAGCUGUACCACAGUGAGACUUUGGAACUGAUGCUGCAACGCUGGAGUAAGCUGGAGCGAGAUUUCCGCAUGAAGAAUGGGCGCUAUGACAUCAGCAAGAUCCCUGAUAUAUAUGACUGCAUCAAGUAUGAUGUACAGCACAACUGUGCACUGAAAUUGGAAGGCACAACUGAACUCUUCAAGCUUUCCAAAGCCCUGGCAGAUGUGAUCAUACCACAGGAAUACGGGAUUAAUAAGGAGGAGAAACUGGAGAUUGCAAUUGGCUUUUGUCUUCCUCUCAUUAAAAAGAUCCAGCUGGACCUACAGAGAACUCAUGAAGAUGAGUCUGUCAACAAACUCCAUCCGUUGUACUCGAGAGGAGUUCUGUCACCAGGUCGCCACGUUCGAACACGGCUGUACUUCACCAGUGAGAGCCACGUGCACUCCCUGCUCAGUAUCUUCCGCUAUGGGGGGUUACUGGAUGAAAACAAAGACCAGCAGUGGAAGAGAGCCAUGGACUAUUUGAGUGCUAUCUCAGAGCUGAACUACAUGACCCAGAUUGUUAUCAUGCUCUACGAGGACAACAACAAGGACCCCUCUUCAGAGGAGCGUUUCCAUGUGGAGCUGCAUUUCAGCCCUGGCGUCAAAGGCUGUGAGGAGGACAGGAACAUUCCCACGGGGUUUGGCUUUCGGCCAGCCUCAGCAGAGCAGAACGAGGACAAGAAGGCAGACCAAGGCAGCCUAGAGGACCUCUCGAACAAGAAGAGCAGUGAUGAGCCAGACUGUGCUCGGCAGAAGUCCCCACAGCCCUCCGAGCCAGUCAGCAUCCAGCGAAGGUCGCCACUGGUCAGGAACCGCAAGACAGGAUCCAUGGAGGUGCUGUCUGAAUCUUCUUCUAAAUCAGGAGGUUAUCGCCUCUUCAGCACUUAUUCCAGGCAGUCUUCUGAGAUGAAGCAAAGUGGAUUAGGGUCACAGUGCACCGGGCUGUUUAGCACCACUGUGCUGGGAGGCUCCUCCAGUGCCCCCAACCUCCAGGACUACGCACGCAGCCAUGGCAAAAAGUUUGCCAGCAGCCUGACAUACAAAGACGAGCUCUUGUCUAUGCCAGCCGUAAAACGAUUUUCUGUGUCGUUUGCAAAGCAUCCGACUAAUGGCUGCUCCUGUGGUUCCUCCAAGCCUGGUGAUGUUGGCACAGAUGUGUUGGAGCACCAGCACGUUGCCCAGUUGCUACGGCGUUUUUCCUCUGACUGUGCCACGAGCCGGACCAUCUCCUUGGAUGCCACCCUAGCCCAUCACCUGCAGCAGUGCUCCUACCACCUGCGCCUCUUCAGGAGCUGGCUGAUCUCAGGGCAGGAUGACUUGGAGUGUCUUUACGGUUUUGAAGGCUGUUCCAUGGUUCCCACCAUUUAUCCCCUGGAGACUCUGCACAACUCCCUCUCUUUGCGGCAGGUCAACGAGUUCCUGACAGCCGUGUGCAGGAGUUGCAGUGAAUCACAUGUCCAGUCCACCGCAGCUUUGUUUGAUUCAAUGAUUGGCAGCCAGAUACCAGGAGACCCCUUCAUGUCCCAGCAAAUCCUGUCAUCAUCGUCCUUGCCAUUGCGCCAGCGUUCGGAUAAGCCCCCUUGGUACAGCAGUGGCCCCUCCAGUACUGUCUCCAGUGCAGGCCCAUCCUCCCCAACUUCCGUGGACAACUGUGCUCGUUUCAGCUUUACUGAGAAACUUUCUAUCAGCCCCCCAAAAAGUGAGGAGCAGCUGACCAGCCGGUCCCCUGAGCAGGAAGAGAGUCAAGCUCCAGGCAGAGGGCUCGACAUACAGGGGGGCAUGUCUGAGCUGUCAGUAGCCGAGCCAAGUGCCCCUGAGACACUCAUCUGGAAUAAGGGCCCAGAGCCAGGCAGGAUCCUGGAGCUGUGCAAGAAGGAGCUGUCAGAAGAGAAGAGCAUGGGGGAGCUGGAUGAAGAAAAACCGUCUGAGGAAAUAUUAGAGCCAAGAAACAUAGGAAACUCAAAGUGUGGUGAAGGGUUUGACCUGAGGCUAGUUGGGGAGACAGCAAAGCUAGAUGAGGGGUCUGUUAGGGGAAGGACUGGCCUGGAUCAGUCUGGGCUGUCCAAGGAGGUCCUGGUGCCGUGUGAAGAGGAGCUGCUGGGAGAGGUGUUGGACCCAGAGCAUACAGGCAAGGAGCUGCUGGAGGACAGUGUUUUGUCAGACCAGCUUCUCUCUAGUCACCUGUGCCAGGUGCCACCACUGCCUCCUGAGAAGAAUGUGGAGGAACUGCAGCUGCUGUAUCAGAAGGAUCAGCAAAAUUAGUGGCUUACUGGACAGCAAGCACUUCUAGCCUGAAAACAGCCCAACUUCCUGCAUGGCACCUUACACAGCUGGUGGUCCAUAGCAAAGAAGCCUUGUCCCAGGGCCACAGGACUCUGUGGUGUGGAAGAGACUGCUUUGCUCCUCCACAAGCCAGUUCUUUGCCAUUCAGCAAGACUGUUUGCCUCGUUAAAUGAACAACAAUGCAAUCUUGGUACCGGCAUGGCACCUCCAUGGAGCAGGGACAUGGUGCUGCACUGGUGUUCCAAGGGCUUUGUGCUCACUGGGACAGCAGCAUUAGAGGACUAGUACAGCCAAGGCUUUUAGGGUGGUACGUCUCCAAAGGGGUCAUAUCCUUCCUUGUGACUUUUUGGCCCACAUCCUUCAAAAAAAGACGUUUUGGGCCCCAAUUAAUCAGAUCCAUCACAACCACAAACCUCCUCUCUGUUCCUUUCUUCCUCUCUCAAUUCCCACUGCUGGCCACCAAAAUCAGGUCCAUAGAGUCCAUGGCAGGAAAACUAGCAGAGGCAGAAAGCAUUCUGAAUGAGUGUGGAAAAGAAGGGUAGUGAGGGCAUCAGGUUUUAAUGCCACUUGCAAGGAAACAUCUCUUUGGCUUGGCCUUGGAUGUUUCCCUGCUGGGCUGGGGCAGGCAGGAGCCUGGGGAUUCAGCCUGAGAGAGAUGUGCAGGGAGGACACAUACAAGUUGGUUUUUUUCUCAUCCCCAAGGAUCAUGUAGGGUACAGCUCUGAAGUCUUGGUGACAGGGAUUAAAAGAAACUGCUAUUUUGAUAAUUCAGGACUAUUAGACAUCAAUAAGGAAAAAUCUUUAUUAUAUAUAAAAUGAAAAUUAUUUAAUGUAUAUUUAUGUAAAUGCCUCGUGAGCACAAGCCUGAGGGCAAGAUUGAUACGGGUGUCCCUGCCGCAUCCUGAGUGCUGGCCAGGGCUGUGCUUCCUACUCCUCCUGUAUUUAUGGACAAAUCUGUGUGUCCAUCUGUAGCUAGGAUCUGUGUUUUUGUGAAGCUGUGCCCAAAGAUCUAUGCUGUGUUGUGACAAUGUGUGUUCACAGUAAAUCCAUGCUGUGGGUCCAGUGUC